AUGAAUUCUGGAGACGAAACCACUACUGACGAUUUUGCUGAAUUUUCCGAUGAUUUAAGGGCACAAGAGUUGCAGUCAUGUAGAUAUAUCUAUCCAGAUUGUGAAAUAGACCUUUCAUCCUUAUCUGGCACAGUUAAUAUUAAGGUCAAAAGUGACAAAGAUAUAACAAUACACCUACUAGAAAAAACCUCUGAGGGAACCAGACAUAUUGCAACUAGCACGAUUUCUAACUUGUCACCUAUUGUGUUGAGUUUUCAAUUAAAUUCAGAUUAUCCCUUUGAAGCACCACCGGAGAUCAAAGUGGCUUGUGCCUGGAUAGCCACCUCAAAAAUUGAUAUGUUGACAAACUCCCUUUAUAAUAUCUGGAAAGAGUAUAAAGAUCAAGUACUUUUUAAUUUAAUAGAUCAUUUGCAGGAUCAGGUCCAGAACCACUUGGAUGAGUUGAUACCGACCCCGCUAGACAUUUUUGACAUGGAAGAGUAUUACAACCUAGUUGAUUUCAAUAUUCAGGCCGAAAUAGAAGAGUUCAAUUUACAAACAUAUACAUGUGACAUAUGCCAGAAAGCUCGAAGUGGUGUGAAUUGUACAAAAUUUGAUGAAUGUGGACAUGUAUUUUGCAACAACUGUCUAGCAGAAUAUUUCGAAUCUUGCAUUGAAUCUGGCGAUAUUGAUAAGGUACAUUGUCCAGACUUUGAGUGUACUAAAAAGUAUCUCGAUAAAAAGAAGAAAUUUAUGGAGUUAGAAACAUGGAUGUACAAUGACAAAAAAGUAAAAGAUAUGUUAAAUCAGGUAUUGAUACCGUCAACUCCUUUGACUAUGUUAACAAAAAUUUUAAGCAAUCCAAGCUUAGUGGAUCGAUAUUACAGUUUGUUUAAAAAAAACCAAUAUGAAUGGAUUGGUAAUCUUUUGCCUAAUAGAUUGGUGAAAUGUCCAAGAAUUGGAUGUGAGGAGGUUAUAUUCAGAGAAGACAUUGACGAAAAAUUGGUUGUUUGUCCUAAAUGCAAAUAUGCAUUUUGUAAUGAUUGCAGGAAAUCUUACCAUGCAAGAUUUAAGCUUUGUCUGAAAAUCGAUGAAAGUGGCAAGUAUCUGGGCAUUCCAAUUGAGGAUUUGGAAACGUAUCCAUUGUUACCACCAGAUUCUUAUGACAAAAAAACAAUGAACGCAAAAUAUGGAAGAAAGAGAAUAGCUAGAGCAAUCGAAGAGUAUCAAAUGGAUCAGUUGUUCCAGCAGAUGUUAAGAGAAAGAAAAACCGUUGUACAAUGUCCUGGUUGUUCUGUUGCCACUGAAAAGAGUGAAGGUUGCAACAAAAUGAAGUGUAGUUUAUGCAAAACAGAUUUUUGUUUCAAUUGUGGUUCUAAAAUAGAAAAUAACCACGACCAUUUUGUUGAUCCUAGCUCUCCAUGCUACAAGCUUUUAUUUUUUGGCAUGCCUGGUACUGAAGAUAUAUAUUAA
This is a messenger RNA of Candida dubliniensis CD36, 1452 nucleotides long. RefSeq names its product RBR-type E3 ubiquitin transferase. Gene Ontology annotation, molecular function: zinc ion binding; ubiquitin conjugating enzyme binding; ubiquitin protein ligase activity. Gene Ontology annotation, biological process: positive regulation of proteasomal ubiquitin-dependent protein catabolic process; protein polyubiquitination; ubiquitin-dependent protein catabolic process. Gene Ontology annotation, cellular component: ubiquitin ligase complex; cytoplasm. The record is from RefSeq and is a predicted model, not a curated record. NCBI's taxonomy places the organism in Eukaryota, Fungi, Ascomycota, Pichiomycetes, Serinales, Debaryomycetaceae. The coding region runs from base 1 to 1452 and encodes 483 amino acids. The transcript has a single exon.